Messenger RNA from Pomacea canaliculata, 517 nucleotides. Its product is annotated as coiled-coil domain-containing protein 102A-like. The transcript is spliced from 2 exons. The record is from RefSeq and is a predicted model, not a curated record. NCBI's taxonomy places the organism in Eukaryota, Metazoa, Mollusca, Gastropoda, Architaenioglossa, Ampullariidae. Bases 1 to 378 code for a protein of 125 amino acids.
AUGAAAAUCUGUGGGGUACAAAAGAAGGAUACAGACGAGUUAGAUUCUGUGAGCUUGAAAGAAAGACUCAGGAAGAAAUCAGAUGAUGGAGCAGGAAGGCAGCAAGAUCUGGUUGCAAAGUCAGAUGCGGACUAUGAAGAAGCUGAUGAAAAUGCCAAUGCCAGCAGACCAAGUAGUGAGGCAUUGUCAUUUGAGCAAGCCAGCCAACUGCAACUUCAGUUAGAUGAAGCACAGAAGACAAUCCAGUCACAAAAGUAUGAGAAAGAUACACCAUCAAGGACCAUUGAACAGCUGGAAGGAGAGUUGUCCUCACUGCGUGUUAAUUGUGAUGAAAUCAAGCAGUCCAAACAGGAACUACUGCAGCAGGUAAUAUAUUGAGUAAUUAUGGUAGCCUGAUCUCUAUGAAACAAGUUCAAAGACAAGUUUCUAAAUGUAUGAGUUGUAGUUUAACAACUAUUUAUUUGUCACCAGGAAAUCUAUCUGUCCCUCAACCCCCAGAAAACUGAAGUCAUGCUUC